ACUAGACUAUAGUUACUUUAAAAAAAAACUAUUAAAUUACUAUACUUUUAGACCCAAAUAAGAGUAUAAAAUACACUUAUCAUAUUGUAUAUACAGAACAACAUACAAAAUUAAACUUAUUUUGUUUCUUAAACAUACCUUGCCUAACAUGCCACUUAAAAGUUCUCCCAAUUGCAAGAAACUAAAAUCAUUCAAGUCCCAUUUUUUAACUUCAAUAUUAUUUUUUGGAAUUGAUAAUAUCAUACAUAAGAUAAUAAAUUUGAAAUGGGUCGUCGUAUAUUUAACAGCGUAAAAUUAAUAAAUAACCCAAAAAUAGAGCGUUAGCAGUGUAAUGGUUAAAUAAAAACUUGAGAAAUGAUUACAGAAAAAUGUAAUGCAUGUGCAGAAAAAGGACUUAGCCCAAUAUGGAAUGAGAAGUUUGAGUUCAGGGUCGAUUCUCCAUUGGCGAAUGACGAUCAAUACAAGCUCGUGCUCGAGAUCAUGGAUCACAACUCCUUUUGUGCAGAUGACUAUCUUGGCAAGGCAACGAUCUACGUGAAGGAACUUAUAGAAUUGGGGGUGGAAAAAGGAAAGGCUGAACUCCAUCCUCAAAAAUAUAGAGUUGUCUCCACAAAUAAAACUUACCAUGGAGAGAUUCAAGUUGGAAUUACUUUCACUGUAGCAAAGGAAGAAACUAUCGAACAAGAAGAGUAUGGUGGACAGAAGGACAGCGAUUACUAAUUCUUCUACAAGCUAAUUGUCACCAGAUAUAUGACAGUUCUGUUGGGUUUUUUGACCCAAAUUAGGUUAGGAUUUUUUUGAAGAAAAUACUUUUUCCUUAAUUACACGUAUUUUUAUUGGAAAAAAUAUUAUUUCCUUGAUUCCAUGCAUUGUUAUUGGAAAAAAAAUAUCAUUUCAUUUAUUUCACAUUAUUUUUAUUUUGUUUUCAU
Molecule: messenger RNA, 929 nt
Organism: Olea europaea var. sylvestris
Lineage: Eukaryota; Viridiplantae; Streptophyta; Magnoliopsida; Lamiales; Oleaceae
Product: elicitor-responsive protein 1-like
Exons: 3
Coding region: 355-720 (121 amino acids)
Source: RefSeq, a predicted model, not a curated record